CUUGGUGUUUGUAUUUGUUUCACAUGUCACUUGUCAACAAUAUACUAUGGUUAUGAGUCACUUCAGCUGUAGGUAUAGGUUAUGUUAGAGUGCAAUAUUUCACAAGAAAGAAUUUUAAGUUUUAAACUAUUUUAUUACCAGUAAAGUGUAUUACUUAAGGAUUGUGUAACUUUUUCUAAUAAAAUGAGCUUCCUUGAUAGUAUAUUUGGGAAGAAACCUACUGUAAAAGAACAACAACGUGAAAAUGAUAAAGCCUUGCGAAAAGCUGGACGAGAAAUUGAGAGAGAUCGUAGAGAAUUGGAGAGGGAAGAAAAAAAACUGGAAAUGGAGAUAAAGAAACUCGCUGCCCAAGGAAACCACGAUGGGUGCAAGAUGCUGGCAAAGCAACUGAUACAGAUGCGGAAACAGAGAAACCGGACCUAUGCCGCAAACAGCAAGAUCCAAAGCAUUGGUGCACAAAAUAAAGCAAUGGGAGCAAAUGUGGCAUUGGCCGGUGCUAUGUCCACCACAGCUAAGACUAUGAAGAACAUGAACAACAUCAUGAAACCUGAGGAGGUGGCAGCUAACAUGCGGGAGUUCUCCCAGGCCAACAUGAAGAUGGACAUGACAGAAGAGAUGAUAAAUGAGACUUUAGACGACAUGCUGAAUGAAUCAGGAGAUGAAGAAGAAAGUGAUCUCAUUGUAAACCAAGUGCUCGAUGAAAUAGGAAUUGAAAUUUCGGGAAAGAUGGCCAAAGCUCCAUCUGCAGCCUCUGAUAAAAUUGGUGAUAAGAGCAAAGCAAGGUUACCAACAGAUGAGGAGAUCGAGGAGCAACUUGCCAAACUCCGAGGAUAAGUGCCUUUUAAUGCUUAUUGGGGAUUUUACUUCAAUUGUAUGUUAGUCAAAUUGGUCAAAUCAACGAUUCCAGAUAAUUUUUCCAGCUUUAUAUGAAUUAUUGAUGUUGCUCUUACUAUUUUAGUAGGAAAAUGGACAUAUGGAUGUUAUUUAUAUAAGGAUGUUUGUAUAAUUUUUCAUGUAAUUAUAAAUGUAAAUAAAAAUCAUAUUUUAGAAA
Messenger RNA from Homalodisca vitripennis (glassy-winged sharpshooter), 1051 nucleotides. It is a transcript of the gene CHMP2B, whose product is annotated as charged multivesicular body protein 2b. Gene Ontology annotation, cellular component: ESCRT III complex; multivesicular body. NCBI's taxonomy places the organism in Eukaryota, Metazoa, Arthropoda, Insecta, Hemiptera, Cicadellidae. Gene Ontology annotation, biological process: late endosome to vacuole transport; endosome transport via multivesicular body sorting pathway; protein transport. The record is from RefSeq and is a predicted model, not a curated record. The transcript has 6 exons. The coding region runs from base 184 to 834 and encodes 216 amino acids.